This is a messenger RNA of Octopus sinensis (East Asian common octopus), 1308 nucleotides long. RefSeq names its product zinc finger protein 239-like. The annotation marks the transcript as partial. Gene Ontology annotation, biological process: regulation of cytokine production; negative regulation of transcription by RNA polymerase II; regulation of immune system process. The record is from RefSeq and is a predicted model, not a curated record. The transcript is spliced from 4 exons. Lineage: Eukaryota; Metazoa; Mollusca; Cephalopoda; Octopoda; Octopodidae.
CAUUAUCGGUGUAAAGGAAUUGCUGAUUUGUAGAUAUGGAUGCUAGAUGUGGUGGAACUGAUUGGUUAGAUGAAAGGAGCCGUAUGUAGGCAACCUUAUUUGAAACCAGUUCCAUCAUGUUUUAAUGAGUCAUCUGGAGUUAUCUCCCCACAUCGUUAACAACUAGGAGGCGCUCUUUUCUUUUCCAGCACGAACAAAGAGAUUAAGAGAUCGGACCCGGCAGCCUAUAAGGCCCAGCAACUAUCGGAUAUUUUCAGUUUGAACGGCAGUUUUUAACAUAAUUUCUAGAAUAUCAGACGUCUGUGGCAUAAACGGAUUUUUACUUGAGAUACGUCAUGAAUAUUAAUAAACUUUGAAAGACUAAAGGAAGAUGUGAUAAAUAACAGAUAUAAACAUGUUUAUAUAAUAUAUCUAUGAAUCAAUAACUGAAAUACUGUGUUCUUGUCUGAGAUUGAUAGAUAUUUCACUUCCUCACUGCCUGAAAUAUUUACAUUUCACAUUCUAAUUAAACAUGGAUACAUUUACAAGGAAAUGUAUGGCCUUCGGAUACUGAAGUCAACAGAAACAUAUAUAUAUAAGAAGAAAUACAAGAAAAAUAUUUAUUUAUUGUGGUAGUAUCAGAAACAUUAUAGAACAAUGAGUUAUGUGAGAAAUGUAAAGGAUAGCUUACUUCGUGAAGAGAUGACGAAAGAAGGAGAAAAAUUAUCGUACUGUUGUGAUAUUUGCAAAAAGUCUUUCUCUCGGAGAGGGAACCUAACUACUCAUAAAUGCAUUUCUACUGGAGAGAAACCAUAUCACUGUGAUAUCUGUGGUAAAUCAUUCUCUCUAAAUAAACUCUUAACUAAACACAAACGUAUUCAUACAGGAGAGGAGCCAUACCAUUGUGAUAUCUGUGGUAAAUCAUUCUCUGGAAGUAGUGACUUAACUACUCACAGACGUAUUCAUACAGGUGAGAAACCAUAUCGGUGUGAUAUCUGUGGUAAAUCAUUUUCUCAGAAUAGUAAUUUAAUUCAGCACAGGGACACUCAUACAGGUGAGAAACCAUAUCGGUGUGAUAUCUGUGGUAAAUCAUUCUCUGGAAGAAGUUGUUUGGCAAAACACAAACGUGUUCAUACAGGAGAAAAGCCAUACCAUUGUGAUAUCUGUGGCAAGUCGUUCAGUAUAAGUUGUAACUUAACUCAACAUAAACGUAUUCAUACAGGUGAGAAGCCAUAUCACUGUGAUAUCUGUGGUAAGUCAUACAGUGGAAGCGGUGACUUAAUUAAGCACAAAUACAUUCAUACAGGAGAGGAACCAUAUCAAUGUGAU